GAUGUCAGCAGGAUACAAAUAGCAGCGGCGCAGAUCGACUCCCGACGCCUUGCCGAGCUCCGGCCGCUCGCCAGCCCUGCUGCCUGCUCCCUGCUCCCUGCCGCCGCCUCACCGCCACCAUGAGCCAGUCGUACUCCUCCAGCCAGCGGGUCUCUUCCUACCGCCGCACCUUUGGUGGCGGCACCUCGCCGGUCUUCCCCCGUGCCUCGUUUGGGAGCAGGGGCAGCGGCAGCUCUGUCACCUCCCGUGUCUACCAGGUGUCGCGCACCUCGGCCGUGCCCACCCUGUCCACCUUCCGCACCACUCGUGUGACACCGCUGCGCACCUACCAGAGCGCCUACCAGGGGGCCGGCGAGCUGCUGGACUUCAGCCUGGCCGAUGCCAUGAACCAGGAGUUCCUCCAGACCCGCACCAACGAGAAAGUGGAGCUGCAGGAGCUCAACGACCGCUUCGCCAACUACAUUGAGAAGGUGCGCUUCCUGGAGCAGCAGAAUGCGCUGAUGGUGGCCGAGGUGAACCGCCUGCGGGGCAAGGAGCCCACGCGCGUGGCCGAGAUGUACGAAGAGGAGCUGCGGGAGCUGCGGCGCCAGGUGGACGCGCUCACCGGGCAGCGGGCGCGCGUGGAGGUGGAGCGUGACAACCUGCUAGAUGACCUGCAGAAGCUCAAGCAGAGGCUGCAAGAGGAGAUCCAGCUGAAGGAGGAGGCUGAGAACAACCUGGCUGCUUUCAGAGCUGAUGUGGACGCAGCUACGCUGGCACGUAUUGACCUGGAGAGACGCAUCGAGUCCCUGCAGGAGGAGAUUGCCUUCCUCAAGAAGGUGCACGAAGAGGAAAUCCGCGAGCUGCAGGCUCAGCUACAGGAGCAGCAUAUCCAGGUGGAGAUGGACAUCUCCAAGCCCGACCUGACAGCCGCGCUGCGGGACAUCCGCGCACAGUACGAGAGCAUCGCCGCCAAGAACAUUGCCGAGGCUGAGGAGUGGUACAAAUCCAAGGUGUCUGACCUGACGCAGGCAGCCAACAAGAACAACGAUGCCCUGCGGCAGGCCAAGCAGGAGAUGCUGGAGUACCGCCACCAGAUCCAGUCCUACACCUGUGAGAUCGAUGCCCUCAAGGGCACGAAUGACUCGCUGAUGCGCCAGAUGCGGGAAAUGGAGGAGCGCUUUGCGGGGGAGGCCGGCGGGUACCAGGACACUAUUGCGCGGCUGGAGGAAGAGAUCCGGCACCUGAAGGAUGAGAUGGCCCGGCACCUGCGCGAAUACCAGGACCUGCUCAAUGUCAAGAUGGCCCUGGAUGUGGAGAUCGCCACCUACCGCAAGCUGCUGGAGGGCGAGGAGAACCGGAUCAGCAUCCCCAUGCACCAGACCUUUGCCUCUGCUCUCAAUUUCCGAGAGACCAGCCCAGACCAGCGUGGCUCCGAGGUACACACCAAGAAGACAGUGAUGAUCAAAACCAUCGAAACUCGUGAUGGAGAGGUGGUGAGCGAGGCGACCCAGCAGCAGCACGAGGUGCUGUAGAAGACUCUGACCCGGUGCCCAGCCGCCCUUUUGCCCCCCCCCAAGACCUUACUCCCCCCCGACACGGCCGCCUCCGGGCACGGCCCGGGCUUCCCCCGCACCCCCGGGCUCUCUCCUUCGGCUUCGCAAGGCUUCGCAGCUAGCGCCAGGAUCAGGGCCGGGCCGGGGGGCGGCAGAGAGGGACGGAGGGGACAGGCAGGAAGGGGUGGGGGGAGCAGGUGGUGGCCUCGGGUCCCAGCAGCGGGUUCUGCAUCCCCCCCGCGCCCCGCAGCCCCCCCCCCCUUCCGCUCGGGGGCGGUCCCGCAGGAGCAGGAGCCGUCUCCCCGCACGGCACCGCAGCCCGCCUCGGAGCUGGCGUUUCUCCUGGGUGGGGCUGCAGCGAUGCCGGGGACGGGGAGAGGCUGGGGUGCUCCGGGGGCCGGGGCUCUGCGCUCCCCCCCACCGCUGCCCUAGAGGCAGCCCCGUCCGGGGGCGGGUGGGGGGAGAGGCUGCGCGGGGACGGGGCUGGCUGAGCCGAGAGGAAACCCGUAGGUGGACACAGGAAAGAGCAGGAGUGAGUGAGUGGGAGAGAGGGGGCAAAGAGAGAGAGGAGCCGGAGAGAGGCCCGGGGGCCAGGGCCGGCGACCCCACCCCUCGCCCCACCGCACCCCCACCCCACCGCGUGUACGUGACUGCCGGCGGCUGAAAUAAACAGAGGAGCAUC
Molecule: messenger RNA, 2217 nt
Organism: Phasianus colchicus (ring-necked pheasant)
Lineage: Eukaryota; Metazoa; Chordata; Aves; Galliformes; Phasianidae
Gene: DES
Product: desmin
Biological process (GO): intermediate filament organization; skeletal muscle organ development
Cellular component (GO): cell-cell junction; sarcolemma; cytoplasm
Molecular function (GO): structural constituent of cytoskeleton
Source: RefSeq, a predicted model, not a curated record